This is a messenger RNA of Rhinocladiella mackenziei CBS 650.93, 951 nucleotides long. RefSeq lists its product as uncharacterized. Gene Ontology annotation, biological process: cytoskeleton-dependent cytokinesis. The transcript is spliced from 3 exons. Bases 1 to 951 code for a protein of 316 amino acids. The record is from RefSeq and is a predicted model, not a curated record. Gene Ontology annotation, molecular function: GTP binding; GTPase activity; molecular adaptor activity. Gene Ontology annotation, cellular component: cell division site; septin complex; septin ring. Lineage: Eukaryota; Fungi; Ascomycota; Eurotiomycetes; Chaetothyriales; Herpotrichiellaceae.
AUGACUAUGGCAAUGCCGCAAGGAAACGCGGUCUUCCCGCGAAGCCACGUCGGCUUUGACAGCAUCACCCAACAAAUUGAAAAGAAGCUGUUGAAGAGAGGUUUCCAAUUCAAUGUCAUCUGCGUCGGUCAAACCGGUCUCGGAAAAUCUACUUUGAUCAACACCAUCUUCGCAUCUCACCUCAUCGACUCCAAGGGUCGUCUGCGACCAGAUGAGCAGAUCCGUUCCACCACCGAGAUCCAGACCGUCUCACACAGUGAGUCUUGGGAUCCUAUUGUGAAAUACAUCAAAGACCAGCAUUCUGCCUACCUCCGAAAAGAACUCACUGCCCAGCGCGAGCGCUACAUCCAAGAUACUCGCAUUCACUGCUGCCUCUUCUUCAUCCAGCCCUCCGGCCACGCCCUCAAGCCUAUCGACAUUGUGGUCUUGAAGAAGCUCUCUGAUGUUGUCAAUGUCGUUCCGGUCAUUGCAAAGGCCGACUCACUCACACUUGAGGAGCGCAGGGCGUUCAAAGAGCGCAUCAAGGAGGAGUUUGCCUUCCACAAUCUCAAGAUGUAUCCAUAUGACAAUGAAGAACUAGAUGACGAGGAGCGAGCCACCAAUGCGACCAUCAAGGACAUCAUUCCGUUCGCAGUCGUCGGCAGCGAGAAGUCCAUCAUUGUUAAUGGCAAGCAAGUCCGUGGCCGACAGAACAAAUGGGGAGUGAUCAACGUUGAGGAUGAGAACCAUUGCGAAUUUGUCUACCUCAGGAACUUCCUCACCCGCACCCACCUCCAAGAUCUCAUUGAAACCACCAGCCAGAUUCACUACGAGACAUUCAGAGCCAAGCAACUGCUGGCCCUCAAGGAGAGCAGCGCUGCAAGUGGUAUGGCUGGAAGCCGGCCCAUCAGCCCUGCUGCGGAUCGAGAAUUGAGUAGAAGUUCGCAGCGUAUGACCAUGAACGGAUAUUGA